GCCGCUUCAAUACUGUGCAAUGGCGGGUAUUUGUACAAUAUCGGUACUAUAAAUUUAUUUUAAACACUGCUAAACCGACUCUCACUUAAUUCAGUUAGAUUUGAAUCUGUAAAUAUUCUCGGACAUUCCCUGGUUUAUUGGUGGAGAGCAGAAUGGAGCCGAAACAGGCAAUAACGGGUGGAAAGGAAAUACUUGAUGUCAUGCUGUCUGACCGCGAGCCAUUGUAAAUUGAAACUUUGUGUCAAGUAGAGGCGGAAAAAACGUGGUCAAAUGUAAUUGUUGUUGUCGUCGUCGUAUCUGUUGAGUAUUUUUGUUGUUGCGUUUGUCCGACAUUUUUUUUGAGAAACAGACUUCAUGCCUCAUCGGAUAAUCAACCUGUAAUUCAUACAAACCGCCUUCCCUCUCUCACUCAUAAACUUUACCGUGAUAAGAGAUGGCGAACAAAUGUGUUCAAAUAAUGGUAGCACUUGUGUUGACGGCUAGCCUUCUAUCACAAAGAAUAAGUGCCUCAUCAAAGCUCAAUAUCCCCAAAGUUUUAUUACCACUCGCAAGAAGUACCAGGAUCAACUUUACACUGGAAGCAACUGACGGCUGUUAUAGAUGGUCGUCCAACAGGCCGGAAGUUGCAAGCAUAGAAGGAGUGGAUGCUGGUUACCAACAGUGUUCCCAGAAGGCCGUUCUUCAAGCACGCUCCACCCAGGCGGCCCGGCUGACCAGUAUUAUAUUAGCCGAGGACAUCUUUACUGGCCAGGUGCUGCGCUGUGAUGCGAUAGUGGACGUCAUCCAUGAGAUCCAGAUUGUCUCCACCACCAGGGAGCUGCAUCUGGAAGACUCACCCCUGGGUCUGAACAUCCACGCCAUCGACUCCGAGGGAAACACUUUCAGCACUCUGGCAGGCCUGACAUUUGACUGGACCAUCGUGAAGGAUGCAGAGACCGCAGCCUUCUCAGAUGACUCCUUACGAGUUCUCCAAUUCUCCGAGUCCACGUACACCCCUCCAGGCUACAUCUCUGAGAUGGAGCGAGUGGGGAGACAAGGAGACAUCAUCUUAGUGUCCGGUAUUAAAACUGGACAUGCAAAGCUGAAAGCUACAUUACAAGAACCUCUUUACAAGGAUGUGGACCCCGCGGAGGUGCGACUCCUGAUCCUCGACAACAUCCUCCUGAGCCCCGCGUCUGAUAUCUACCUCCUUGCCGGCACCUCCAUCAGAUACAAAGUGCAGAAGAUCAGGCAGGGCAAGAUUGCAGAGUUGUCCAUGCCAUGUGACCAGUAUGAGUUGGAUCUUCAGAACAGUGUUCUGGGGCCCGAUGGCAACGCUGACCUCCCUGUGGCGGUCAUGGACCAGGGCACCUCCACGGUGCAUGCCGUCCAGCUGGGACACACCAACGUUGUGCUCGACCACAAGAGCCUUGGGAUGCAGGGGGCCUCUCGCCUGCCCAACAGCACCCUGUACGUGGUGGAGCCGGGAUACUUAGGCUUCAAGAUCAGCCCUGGUAAUGUUUGGGUGCUGGAGACGGGUCGAGUCUAUGACAUAACCAUUGAAGUUUUUGACAAGUCCAGCAACAAAGUUUUUCUCUCUGAUAAUUUGCGGAUUGAGGCUGCGUUCCCUGAGGCACAUUUUGAGGUUCUUCAUUCUUCUCUGAAUGGGUCGUACCAUCAAGUGAAGGCAGCAAAACAUGGCCAAGCAGUCAUCGAUGGGGCUCUGAAAACUGUGGUCGAUCAUGAGGGCACGGUCCAUGUGCUCCCUGUCCCGGUGCGCAGUGAGCAGGAUGCAGAAAUCUACGACCCCAUCGUCCUCACUCCCAGCAUCCUCACGUUUCCAUGGCAACCCACAGAGGGCGCGUACCAGCAUACUAUUAAGGCCACGGGAGGCAGUGGUAAUUUCACAUGGAUGUCCUCGAACUCUGCUGUUGCCUCGGUGACAGUGAUGGGAGUGAUGACCACCAUAAGGGACAUUGGCGUGAGCGUGAUCACCGCACAUGAUGUGCGAAACCCUCUGCACUAUGGAGACAUGAUGGUGUAUGUGGUGGAGCCGGUGGCUAUGGAGUUCGUCCCGUGUGCGGUGGAGGCGCGGGUGGGCACGGCACUGGAGCUGCCGCUGCAGAUCUUUGGUCUGCUGGAGGCGGAGGGAGAGGAGCGCGUGCCACUCAGCGACUGCUCUCAGCUCCUGCUGGAGGUGCAGGCGGAGAGCCAGGGGGUCUUCCAGCUGCUGGACGGGAGAAUGGCCCCAGGUAAAGAGCACUGCAGUGGGGUCCGUGCCCAGGCGUUGGCCCCUGGUUACACAAGCGUGGUGGUCAGCUACACUCAAGGCAACGUCCACCUGAGCGCCAAGAUCACCAUCGCAGCUUACCCUCCUCUCAAGGCGGUGGAUCCACCUUCAGUGGCCCUGGUGACCCUGGGCUCCUCCAAGGACAUGCUGUUCGAGGGCGGCCCCAGCCCCUGGGUGCUGGAGCCUUCCAGCUUCUUCCGGAACCUGAAGGCAGAGGACCCCUCUGCUGCUAGCCUGAGCCUGUAUGGUCCGGCCUCCAGGAGCUACAGCCAGCACUGGGUCCGCGCCACCUGUCGCGCCCUUGGAGAACAGGUGCUGGAGGUGACGGUGGGGAACCAGGCGAGUCUCACCAACCCCUUCCCUGCAGUGGAGCCGACUGUGGUGAAGUUCAUCUGUGCCCCUCCCUCUCGCCUCACCCUCGCCCCCGUCUACACCAACGCCCCCCUGGACCGCUCCUGCCCUCUGCUGCAGCAGAACAAGCAAGUGGUACCUGUUUCCAAUUACCGCAAUCCCACUCUGGACCUGGUAGCCUUUGAUCAGCAGGGCCGUAAGUUUGACAACUUCAGCUCUCUGGAGCUGGUCUGGGAGUCCUCCAAGGUCUCGCUGGCCAGCGUGGAAGCCUCCGUGCCCAUGGAGCUCCAGCUGUUGGAGGAAGCCGGCCAACAGAAGAAGAUGCAUGGUCGGCAGUCAGUCCUCGUGCACCACGUGUCAGGUCUCGCAUCUAUCUCUGUGACGGCCGUGGACUACCAGCCAUCCCAUCUCACCGCGGCUGACGUCCUUCCUGGGUUCGCCCCCCUGAUCCCUGUCUCGGCCACUCUGGAUCUGCUGCUGGUGGAGGACGUGAGGGUCAGCCCUGACGCCGUCACCAUCUAUAACCACCCUGACGUGCGGGCGGAUCUGACGCUCCAAGAGGGGUCGGGAUACUUCUUUGUUAACGGCAGUGCAGCGGAUCUGGCCGAUGUGCAGUACCAAGAUGCCCCAGGAACAGCUGAGGUGGUGCCAAAGCUGCCAGGCGUUCUGCAGGUCAUGGUUCACGAUCUCUGCCUGGCCUUCCCAGCCCCAGCCACCGCCACCGUGCACAUCUCUGACAUCCUGGAGGUUUAUGUUCGAGUGGUUGACAAGGUGGAGAUUGGGAAGUCUGUGAGGGCGUACGUCCGAGUGCUGGAUGACAAUAAAAAACCUUUUCUGGCCAAGUUCUUCCAGUUCAUGAACUUGAAGCUGAAGGCAGCGUCCUCCAUCAUCACCUUGCAGGCCGAGUCCUCUGAAAAGGACACUGCUAUCUUCCUGGUCAAAGGGCUGGCUAUCGGGCAGACGAGCGUGUCUGCCGUCGUGCUGGAUAGAGGAGGGAAGAGAGUGGCCUCGGGGCCUCAGCCCAUAGAGGUCUUUCCGCCAUUCCGUCUCAUUCCCCGGAAAAUGACUCUGAUCAUCGGCGCGAUGAUGCAGAUAACAUCAGAAGGCGGCCCCCAGCCCCAGUCCAACAUCAUCUUCUCGCUGCCCAAUGAGGACACGGCCUCCGUCAACAGCCUGGGUCACGUCAAGGGCGUCGCCGUGGGCAACGUGACGGUGACGGGCCUGGUCCAAGCAGUGGACGCCGAGACCGGCAAGCUUCUUGUUGUCUCGCAGGACCAGGUGGAGGUGGAGGUGGUGCAGCUGGCAGGCAUCCGCAUCCGAGCCCCCAUCACCAGGAUGAAGACGGGAAGCCUGAUGCCGGUGCAUGUGAUGGGCCUUACAAGCAGCCAGACCCCCUUCUCCUUCGGGAACGCCGUGCCCAGCCUGACCUUCCACUGGUCCGUGUCCAAGAGGGACAUCCUGGAAGUGCAGACGCGACACUCCGAGGCAUCUGUACAGCUGGCUGCCGAGCACAACUUUGCCAUGAGCAUCCUGGGUCGCACCAAGGGCCGCACAGGGCUCAAGGUGGUCGUCCGAGCCACCAACCCUGCUGCGGGCCAGUUUGUGGGCAACGCCAAAGAGCUCUCCGACGAGCUGCAGAUCCAGGUGUAUGAUGCUCUGCAGAUGGUGCACCCAGCCGUGCAGGUGGAGGAGAUCCUGAUGUCUCCCAACUCAAACAUCAAGCUGCAGACCAACAGGGAUGGAGUGGGAAGUAUGUCGUACCAGGUGCUGGACUGUCCAGACAAGGCGUCUCUGGUGCAGGUGGAUGCCAAGGGCCAGCUGUCCUCCGGCUCCCUCACCGGCAGCAGCUCCCUCCAGGUCAACUCCCACGAGAGCUUCGGGGUCAAUCAGACUCUCAUCCUCACAGUCAAGGUGGUGCCAGUGUCUUACUUGCGCCUGAGCACGAGUCCAGUUCUCCACACCUCCACUAAGGAGGGCCUGUCCUCCAUCCCCCUGGGGACCGUGCUCUCCUUCCAGGUGCAUUUCCAUGACAACGCCGGUGACCAGCUCCACAGCCACAACUCGCAACUUACCUUUGCCACCAACAGGGAUGACCUGGUGCAGGUGGUGAAGGGUCAGGGGAACGGCACGCUGACGGUGCGCACGCUGAACGUGGGCCUGACGCUGCUGGGGGUUCGGGAUGCGGAGCAGCCCGGCCUGGCCGACUACCUGGCCCUGCCUGUGGAGCACGCCAUCCUGCCCGACCAGGCCCACAGCCUGCUGGUGGGGGACGUGGUCUGCCUCUCCACACAACUCAUUGGUGCUGAUGGUAUGGUGGGCACAUGGCGCUCCUCAGCCAGUGGGGUGCUGGAGGUGGACCCCAAGAGCGGAGUGGCCGUGGCCAGAGACGUUGGCGCUGUGACCGUCUACUAUGAGAUCCCUGGCCAGCUCAGCACAUACAGAGAGGUGGUUGUUGAUGGUGCAGCCAAGACAUCGGUCAUGGUUCCCUCUGCACCUGGGAAAAAUGACCAGAAGGCCACAGUCCUUCUCACCACCAGAGAACAAGGCACCAAUCUCAUAGGCUCCUGCUCCGCUGCUCAGGUGGAGAGCAUCCCCACGCUGCGUCCCGAGUCCUCCAUCCGCUGCCUGCUCUCCUUCACCAGUGAAGCCAUCAGCUUCUCCCCCCACGACGUCUUCAGCACACAGACCAAAUUCGAUACCAGCACAGGCUUCUACAGCUGUGUGCUGGCCCUGCAGCCGGUGACGGAGCAGCACGUGAAGACUCUGAGCAUGUCCAGCACCAACCUGCUGGUCAAGGCUGGUGUGGAGGGCAGCCACUUCUCAGGGGAGCAGGUCGGAGCACUACUCCCCGUCAACCCCGGUCUCUAUGCCGACCAGAACGAGGUCAUCCUUAGCAACCAGCACACGUCGGCCGACGUCACCGUGUUUGGCUCUCCAGACGCCCUCGACAGCUUGGAGGUGAGCUCCAGCUCCUCUGCAGUGGGCGUCAGUGAGAAGGAGGUGUCCCUGUCCUACCCCAGCUUCAUCAAGUACACCGUCACGGCUCUCGACACUCUGGCGGCCUCCUCGGCCAGCCUGUCCAUCAAGAGCCCCUCGUCCGCACAGGUCGUCACCAUUCCGGUCACCAUCAUGCACGUGGCAGAGGCCAUGAUUCAGCAGAGAGUGAGCGUGCCGCUGGGCUCGGAGGGAGCUGGAGUCCUGCAGCACUUCCUGGACUCCUACCAGGUCAUGUUCUUCACACUCUUCAUGCUGCUCGCAGUCACUGCCCUCGUGGUCAUCGUGUGCCACGCGCUCUUCUCUCCAAAGGACCCGAGUCCUCACCCUGCGUUCAUCCAAACCACUCCUCCCCUACCAGUCCCAGCCUCUCCUCCCUCGAGUCCCUUCAAGAACCACAGCCCGUCGUCAGCCAAUAGCAGCCCUCGGUACCGGCUCUACUCGCCCGACUACAACUCCCGCUAGCGCUUGCUGGCCCAGUCGGACAGGCCGGACCCCAAGAGGCCAGAAGUGUCAGCGUGUGGAGCGAAAAGUGCCUUAUUCACUCCAGCGACUAUGACAGAGCUGCUUGCUUUUUUUUCUUCGUUUCCUGAGUGUGUCCUGUAAUACGAGUAUGUGUAUGUGUAAUCCGAACAGAGGAGUGUGCGUGAGUGCGUGUGUGUGCGUGCGUGUGUGUGUGUGCACAAGAGUGAGAGAGAUGUUUUUGUUGCGUGCGUCUGUGUGUGCGUCUGUGUGUGUACGUGUGUGUGCGCGCGUGUGUUUGUGUGUGUAUGUGUGUGUGUGUGUGAGUGAGUGCGAGUGUGCAAAAGUGAGAGAGAUGUUAUUGUUGCGCGUGUUUGUUUUUACGAGAGAAUGUGACUAAAGGAUGAUGGUUAGAAGAAGAUACACGCAUGCAUGGUGUGCUGUUUGCACUUGUACGUACGGUAAUUAUGAUUUUGUGUGCAGCUGUGUACAGCUAAUAAGUACAAAUAUGAAACAAGGCCUCUGGUUAUAAAGAAGCCUUUGUUUCAGUUGAAGUGUUUUUAAUUUUUUGGAAUGGCUUAUAUUGUUUUUUUUGUUUUGGUUUUUCUUUCUUCUACGCUGAACUAGCUUUUAUUUAUAUGACCAGUUUGUUUUCUGCUUUGCACUGUCUGCAGCUCUGGGUAUUUUUCCAUUGUUUUUUGUACCUUGGCUUUCAGGUUGAUGAAUGAUGAUGUGACAUUGUUUUGAAGUUUGUUGUGAAACUCAGGAAACUCAGGCGGGGCACAGUUUGUUUGUAUUAUGCAAACCGAAAAUUGCUGUUUUGUUUUUUAAAUCCAACGCAGUGUAGCAUUGCCAAAAGUGUAACCACUGGUUCCGUCCCGUGAUCAAUACUAGACCGACAGUGAAAUUGAAGAGGCCAGUUGAUUUUGUUUUCUAUCAAUCUUGAAUUCUCUUACAGUACGUUUGGUAUUUAUUGCCUACAAAGUCUUGUGCGACACCUCUUGGAAGCUAUCAAGACUUCUCCUCACACCUCAGUUAUAAUGUGAAACAUGAAAUGUGAGAUGGCUUUCUUGUUCGGUGCAGUUGGUACUUCUCUAACGGCCGAUCAUCAUCACUUAACAAUACCUGUGAAAAGGAGGACAUGCACAUAUGCAUGUCUGGCACUUACGGAUUCAAAUCAAGUUGUUUUGGGGUUUCCUAUGUGGCCGUCUAUGACUGCAGUGUCAUUAACUAUGGCAAUUAAUCAUGACUUCUGCAAUGUACUUGUGAAAAUGCUGAAGCUCUGACUUUUGUGUAUAUUUUGAAUAUCUUGAGUUCAACUGGACCGCACUGAUCUUUCUGGUGACAUUCAGUUUCUGUGCUAAAUUUGAUGAUUUUAGAGGGAAAGGUACCAACAGUUUAACCUCCCCUUAAGUCUCAGUUGUCAUAUUCAUUGCAUUCAUGUGGUAUUCAUACAGUUGUUUGCAUUCAACCAUGGUUUGUGUUAAAAAAAAGUUUUAAAAUGUAAAGAUAUUUUGUAUCUAAUACUAGAUGCUGCCUUGCUCUGAGUUUUGUUUAAUAAAUCGUGAUCUGAA
Messenger RNA from Engraulis encrasicolus (European anchovy), 7650 nucleotides. It is a transcript of the gene nup210, whose product is annotated as nucleoporin 210. Lineage: Eukaryota; Metazoa; Chordata; Actinopteri; Clupeiformes; Engraulidae. Bases 434 to 6079 code for a protein of 1881 amino acids. The record is from RefSeq and is a predicted model, not a curated record. The transcript has 40 exons. Gene Ontology annotation, cellular component: nuclear pore.